AUGGAAGCCCUGCAAAGGCAGCAGGCAGCCCGACUGGCCCAGGGGGUGGGCCCACUGGCCCCUCCACGCCCAUCGCCACCACGGCCUCCCUUGCCUGGCCUCCGGAUUCUGCAGGCCCCAGAGAGGGCCCUGGUGGAGGUUGGGGCUGAGGAAGAGGAGGAUACUGAAGAGGACGAGGAGGGGGAGGAAGCCGGGGCCGAGGAAGAGGCAGCUGAGGAGAGUCGUCCAGGAACUCGGGGCCCCGGCUCACCUUCCAGCCAGCCCCCUGGACCUCAGCCCCAUGAGUGGACCUAUGAGGAACAGUUCAAGCAGCUGUACGAGCUCGAUGCAGACCCCAAGAGGAAGGAAUUUCUGGAUGACCUGUUUAGCUUCAUGCAGAAGAGGGGGACACCAGUGAACCGCGUGCCCAUUAUGGCGAAGCAGGUGCUGGACCUGUACGCGCUGUUUCGCCUGGUGACAGCCAAAGGCGGCCUGGUGGAAGUCAUCAACCGCAAGGUGUGGCGGGAGGUCACGCGCGGUCUCAGCCUGCCCACCACCAUCACGUCGGCCGCCUUCACUCUACGCACUCAGUACAUGAAGUACCUGUACCCAUACGAGUGCGAGACGCGGGCGCUCAGCUCCCCCGGGGAGCUCCAGGCCGCUAUCGACAGCAACCGCCGUGAGGGCCGUCGCCAGGCUUACACCACCGCUCCGGUCUUCGGCUUGGGCCGCCCGCCCCCUCGGAGCACCCCCGGCCCCACCUCGGGUCCUGGCUCCGCCCUGCUCGCGCCCACUCCGGGCGCCCGCCCAGCCCAGGGCUCCGCGUCCGGUCUGCCGGCGCACGCCUGCGCGCAGCUGAGCUCGAGCCCGAUUAAGAAAGAGGAGAGUGGAAUUCCAACCCCUCGACUGGCACUGCCUGCGGGUCUGGCCUUGGGACCCGCGUGGGAGAAAUUGGCACCAGAGGAGCCUCCAGAGAAGAGGGCUGUGCUGAUGGGGCCCAUGGAGCCACCUCGACCUGGCGCACACCACAGUUUCCCGCCCCAUGGCAAAGUUCCCCUAAGGGAAGAGCGGCUGGAUGGGCCUCUCAAUCUGGCAGGCAGUGGUAUCAGCAGUAUCAACAUGGCACUAGAGAUCAACGGGGUGGUCUACACUGGCAUCCUCUUUGCCCGCCGUCAGCCCGUGCCAGCUUCCCAGGGCCCAACUAACCCUGCACCCCCAACCCCUACAGGACCCCCUUCCAGCACCUCACCCUGAGAGCUCUCACUUGGAAUUAAGAGUCCCAGCCCACUACUGGGGGGAGGGGCGGGAGACACCCCCUCCACCUUGAUUCUUCCAGGGGGCCCACCCUAGGACCCAACCUUGGGAGGUGACCACUACACCCCUCAUGUGGACUUGAAGCCAAAGAGUUUUCUUUUGAUGUUACAUCUACCUCAUUGUAAAGGGAGGGCACCUCCUCUCUGACCAACUCCAGCAUCUACCAAGGAGCCCUGCCUCCAGUGACACCCGUGUCGAUGUCAUCUCUAGGACCCUACCUCUGAAGUCAGACCUGCUUCUUCUCUUCAGGAGCCAGAUGAAGGGUUGGGUUGGGGUCUUGUGAAGGAGGUGUUCUUCAGGUCAGGUCACAU
Molecule: messenger RNA, 1604 nt
Organism: Artibeus jamaicensis (Jamaican fruit-eating bat)
Lineage: Eukaryota; Metazoa; Chordata; Mammalia; Chiroptera; Phyllostomidae
Gene: ARID3C
Product: AT-rich interaction domain 3C
Exons: 7
Coding region: 1-1233 (410 amino acids)
Biological process (GO): regulation of transcription by RNA polymerase II
Cellular component (GO): nucleus
Molecular function (GO): DNA binding
Source: RefSeq, a predicted model, not a curated record